AUGUAAGUUGGAAUGAAUAAAUUUGGUUUUUCUUUUGAAAAAAAGAUUGGAAGUGGUUCAUUUGGAUAGAUAUUUCUAGGUAUUAAAUGAAACUUAAUCAUAGGUAUUAAUAAUAAAACAGGAUAAGAAGUUGCUAUUAAACUAGUAAAAUGAUAAUGUUUAAUUUAGGAAAUAGCAACUAUAAAGCAUCCAUAAUUAUGGUUUGAAGGAAAACUUUAUAAAUUAUUAUAAGGAGGAGGUAAUAUUGAUAAUAUAUUUAAAAGAUGGCAUACCUUUAACAUAUUGGUUUGGUAGUGAAAAUGAAUAUAAUAUACUUGUGAUGGAAUUAUUAGGUGCUAAUUUGGAAGAAUUAUUUAAUUAAUGUAAGAGAAAAUUCUCUUUGAAAACAGUUUUAAUGAUUGGUUAACAAAUGAUAACUAGAAUUGAAUUUUUACACAAUAAAAAUUUUAUUCAUAGAGAUAUAAAGCCAGAUAAUUUUCUUAUAGGUAUAGAUAAGAAAUGCACAAUAAUUUAUAUGAUUGAUUUUGGAUUAUCAAAAAAAUAUCGAGAUUCAAGGACAAGUAUGUAAUUAAUAAAUAAUAUUAAAGAUCUACAUAUUCCUUACAGAGAUGGAAAAAGUUUAACAGGAACAGCUAGAUAUGCUAGUAUCAAUACUCAUUUAGGAGUUGAAUAAAGUAGAAGAGAUGAUUUAGAAGCAAUUGGUUACGUUUUAGUGUAUUUUUUGAAUGGUUAAUUACCAUGGUAAGGAUUGAAAACAGAUAAUAAAACAGAUAAAUAUGAAAAAAUAGCAUAAUGUAAAAUUGGAACAACAGUUGAAAAACUUUGUGAAGGUUUACCAGAAGAAUUUUCAAUUUAUUUAAAUUAUUGCUAGAGUUUAAAAUUUGAAGAAAGACCUGAUUAUGUUUGGUUAAGAAGACUUUUUAAAGAUCUCUUUGUAAAGAUGAAAUAUGUAAAUGAUAAUCUUUUUGAUUGGAGUACUCCUUUUGUAUGA
This is a messenger RNA of Paramecium sonneborni, 991 nucleotides long. The record is from the annotation of a GenBank genome assembly. Lineage: Eukaryota; Ciliophora; Oligohymenophorea; Peniculida; Parameciidae.